GUUUUUUACGGACGAACCGAAAGACUGAGAAAUUCAAUGUUUUUCAAAGCGUUGAAAGAAAACGUGUUUUUCAUAUGAAAUGUGUUUUGCAUUCAAUUCAAUGAUUUACUAAUCGUUUGUUUCGUUUGAAUUGCAAUCAAAUCCGCGCUCAAAGAAAAUGUUGGUUUUGUUUGAGUCGGCCGUCGGUUACGCCGUCUUUAAGGUGUCGGACGAGUCUAAGCUCUCCAAAGUGGACGAUCUGUACAAAGAGUUCUCGACGUCAAAGAAGGCCAAUAAACUGAUUUCGUUGAAACACUUCGAGCGCUUCCGCGACACGACCGAAGCCGUGAGUUCGGCCACGUCUUUGAUUGAGGGAAAGAUGAACAAGAAGUUGAAGAAAAUGCUGAAGAAAGUGGUGGUGAAGGAUAUGGCGAACGAAGAGUUGGCCGUUUCGGACGCCAAACUCGGCAACUCUAUCAAAGAUAAGCUGAACAUCGGAUGCGUUACGAGUCAAGCCAUUCAGGAGCUGAUGAGUUGCAUUCGCUCGCAGAUCGAGAAUCUGAUCCCCGAGUGGUCGCCCGAAGACGAGGCCGCCAUGCAGUUGGGAUUGUCUCACGGAUUGGGUCGAUAUAAACUGAAGUUCAGUCCCGACAAAGUGGACACAAUGAUCAUACAAGCAGUUUCACUUCUCGAUGACUUGGAUAAAGAGCUCAACAAUUAUGUGAUGAGGAGUAAGGAGUGGUACGGAUGGCAUUUCCCAGAACUCUCCAAAAUUGUUUCCGAUAACUCGGCUUUCAUUAGAACCGUUUUAGCUAUAGGAAUGCGAACGAACGCCACGACCACUGAUUUGUCCGAUAUAUUGCCCGAAGAGAUCGAAGCGAAGGUGAAAGAGAUGGCGGAAGUGUCGAUGGGAACAGAGAUUGCCGACGAAGAUAUGCUUAAUAUCAAUCAUUUGUGUCAAAACGUGUUGGACUUACAGGAGUAUAGAUCGCAACUGUUUGAGUACCUGAAGAACCGAAUGCUAGCCAUCGCUCCCAAUCUGACAAUACUUGUGGGAGAAUUAGUUGGCGCUCGGCUUAUAUCACACGCGGGUUCGCUCCUCAAUCUGGCCAAACAUCCGGCCUCUACUGUCCAGAUAUUGGGCGCCGAGAAAGCGCUGUUCAGAGCGCUGAAGACCAAACACGACACUCCGAAGUACGGUCUCCUAUAUCACGCCCAACUCGUCGGUCAAAGUAAUCCUAAACUGAAGGGCAAAAUGUCUCGAAUGUUGGCCGCGAAGGCAUCGCUCGCCACACGUGUGGACGCUUUGGGCGAAGAGUCGGGCAAUGAGUUGGGAACCGAACACAGAGCCAAACUCGAGGCGCGACUCAAAUACCUCGAGGACUCGGGUCUGAGAGCUAUCAGCGGUUCGGGAAAGAAAAGGGCGAAAUUCGAGAAAUACGACAACAAAUCACAGAUCCAUACAUACAAAGCGGCCGCAGACUCGACGGCCACCCCUUCCGGCACUAAACGUAAGUUUGAAGAAUACGACGAAGAAGUGGAACCGACUGUCAAAACAGAAGACACCGAAGAGAAGACACCCAAAGAUAAGAAAAAGAAAAAGAAGGUGAAGGCAGAGGUGGAAGAAGAGCCCGAAGAGAUGGAAGCGGAAGAAGAGGUGGAAACUCCCAAAAAGGGAAAGAAAGGCAAGAAAUCUAAAGCAAGUGAACCGACAGAAGAAGCAGAAGAGGAGGAAGCGGUCGAAGCGGAGACCGAAACGAGUUCUAAGAAAAAGAAGAAGAAAAAGAAAUAG
This is a messenger RNA of Medioppia subpectinata, 1771 nucleotides long. Lineage: Eukaryota; Metazoa; Arthropoda; Arachnida; Sarcoptiformes; Oppiidae. The record is from the annotation of a GenBank genome assembly.